CUUUAAUGCUUUCAGAUCGAAUUUUCCCGAAAAAAGAAACACGGCGGAUCCAACAACUGAAGUCACUUCCCUUGUUUAUGGUGAAUUAAUUUUCUCUCUGAAACAGAUUCUUCUGUUCCUCCAAAGUUCUUGAAGGAGCUGGUUGAUUCAGAACAAUGAUCGCAGGAAUCGAUGCAGUGGAACUGGUUUUUAAUUAAUUGUAUCGAAUGGAGGGUUGGCUUCUGAGAUUCUGUAGUUUUAGAGGAAAUUCAGCGUUUUUGUGCCUGUUUCGCUGUAAAUUUAUGUUGAUUGUCGAGUUUUCGUGAUCCGAGAAGCUGAUCUUUUGUCCAUCCUGUGGUGUUGAAUGUUGCAUCAUUUGAUCUGAAAUUCCGUGCUCUGGGAUAUAGCUAGGUGGUUUGGCUCCUACAUUUGAAUGCAUACGAACUGUAAUUUCUUGCGGUCAUAUUGAUUAGAAUCUCAAUUUUGGGUUCUGAGGGAAAUUACAAAAGCUAUCGUCUAGAGAUUGUUCACCAAAUACUCGAGUUUCUUAUCAGCUGAAAACGAUAGUCUCAGCUUUUAAUUUCAAUGCUUACAGGAAUUUUCGGGCUUAUUCACAUAAGUAGAAGAAAGAUUGGAUCUCAUGUUUGGUUAUGCCUUUCUCACUUCUUGGAUAUUCAGAUUAGAGGGAUAGUUCUAUUGGAUCCAGAAUCAGCUGUUUGAAGGAGGUUGUAUUUUUCAGUCAAAUUGGACAUGAGAAGCCACUGGUUUCGCCAACUCUUUGUCAAUUCUGGCCGAAAACCGCCACUCAACUGGUUACUUCUGUGCUUUGUUAGCAUCUUUGGGUUAAUUGUAAUCUUUGGCUCAUCUUCUUCAAAUACCUUGAACUCUGUUGCCUCCUCCCCAAUACCUGAUAUUUAUAAGAAUUACAGAAGAUUAAAGGAGCAAGCAACAAGUGAUUUCUUGGAAAUACGGUCCCUGUCACUGGGAAUAAAAUAUACAAAGGAACUCGAUCUCUGUGGCAAGGAAAGGGAGCACUAUGUACCUUGCUAUAAUGUCUCUGCUAACCAGUUAGCUGGUUUUCUCAAUGGGGAGGAAUUUGAUCGUCAUUGUGAAGUGUCACGAGUGGGACAACGUUGUUUGGUUCGUCCCCCAAAGGACUACAAGAUUCCCUUGAGGUGGCCAGCUGGGAGGGAUGUCAUAUGGAGUGGCAAUGUGAAGAUAACCAAAGACCAAUUCCUUUCUUCGGGAAGCAUGACAAAAAGGUUAAUGUUACUAGAAGAGAAUCAGAUCGCUUUUCACUCCGAGGAUGGGAUGAUCAUUGAUGGUGUCAAAGAUUACUCUCGCCAAAUUGCUGAGAUGAUAGGAUUGGGAAGUGACUCUGAAUUUCUUCAAGCGGGUGUACGCACUGUAUUAGAUAUUGGUUGUGGAUUUGGUAGUUUUGGAGCUCAUUUGUUCUCACUAAAGUUAACGACUAUCUGUAUUUCGGCUUAUGAGGUAUUUGGGAGUCAAGUUCAGCUGUCCCUUGAGAGAGGUCUUCCAGCAAUGAUUGGCAGCUUUAUUUCAAGGCAACUUCCAUACCCAUCAUUGUCGUUUGACAUAGUUCACUGCGCUCAAUGUGGUAUCGUGUGGGAUGAGAAAGAUGGCGCCUUCCUCAUUGAAGUGGAUCGCAUACUCAGGCCUGGAGGUUACUUUGUCUUGACAUCACCUACAAGCAAACUCCAAGGGGGUUCACUUAGUACAAAGGGAUUCACAUUAACACCAAUUGCAGAAUUUACCCAGAAAAUCUGUUGGAGUUUGUUAGCUCAGCAAGAAGAGACCUUUGUUUGGCAGAAAACUUCAGAUGUUCAUUGCUAUGCAUCACGUAAGCAGGACGGUGUACCUCCUCUUUGCAAAGAAGAGGGUGAUACUCAAUUUUAUUAUCAGCCCCUCUCGUCAUGUAUAAGUGGAACCAAUAGCAAGCGUUGGGUUCCUGUACAGAACAGGUCUUCAGGCUCCCUAUUGGAUUCUGCUGAGCUUGAAGUUCAUGGAAUUCAUCCGGAUGACUUCUAUGAAGACUCACAAGUUUGGAGAUCUGCUUUGAAAAACUAUUGGUCUUUGCUUACACCCUUGAUUUUCUCUGAUCAUCCAAAAAGGCCUGGUGAUGAGGACCCACUACCUCCAUUUAACAUGGUACGAAAUGUAAUGGACAUGAAUGCUCAUUAUGGAGGUCUAAAUGCUGCAUUUCUUGAAGCAAAAAAAUCAGUCUGGGUGAUGAAUGUUGUGCCCAUUGAGAUUCCUAAUACACUUCCACUCAUACUUGAUCGAGGAUUCACUGGUGUUUUGCAUAACUGGUGUGAACCCUUCCCCACAUACCCCCGAACAUAUGACAUGCUUCAUGCUAAUGGUUUACUCUCGAUAGUUCUAAAAGAGUGUGACUUAUCAGACUUACUGUUGGAGAUGGAUCGAAUUCUUCGACCCGAGGGUUGGAUUGUCCUUUGUGAUAAAGUGCAAGCUAUAGAGAAAGCGCGGAUGCUGGUAACACAGAUCCGUUGGGAUGCACGGGUUAUUGAGCUCCAAAAUGAUGACGACCAGCGGCUACUUAUUUGUCAAAAGCCAUUUUUGAAGAAGUGAUUGGCUGAAAAUUGGGAGGUUUCAUAUUUGCAGGGAAAGAAUCAAUUUUGUUAUCUUCGAGCAUGAACCAGUUGAAAAUUUUUCCUCAUCAUCAUUGCUUGGAGUGUCCGAUGGAAGGACAUGGAGAGAGAUUGAAACAGGGGUGAUGCUGACGGUGUAGACAAGAGUAUGAUUCCCUGAUAAGUAGUCACUAUUCAUUUGAUUACGGUAUUUGUAGCAAUUCAUUCAUCCCAUUCUUUCACCAUAUUUUUAUUUCAUUGUACACUGACUGGUGUUGGAUUGAAUUCUUUGAGAGGGUCUGGAAGCAGCCUUGGUAUGUACGAUUUUGUUGUAAGUUUCUUGCUGCUUCUCCUAUUCCUUUCAUUU
Messenger RNA from Telopea speciosissima, 2955 nucleotides. RefSeq names its product probable methyltransferase PMT5. NCBI's taxonomy places the organism in Eukaryota, Viridiplantae, Streptophyta, Magnoliopsida, Proteales, Proteaceae. Gene Ontology annotation, molecular function: methyltransferase activity. Bases 730 to 2589 code for a protein of 619 amino acids. Gene Ontology annotation, cellular component: cytoplasm. The transcript has 10 exons. The record is from RefSeq and is a predicted model, not a curated record.